Paramecium sonneborni is the source of this 714-nucleotide messenger RNA. The record is from the annotation of a GenBank genome assembly. NCBI's taxonomy places the organism in Eukaryota, Ciliophora, Oligohymenophorea, Peniculida, Parameciidae.
AUGAUGACACAUCACUUAUUAGCUUAAUUAAGAAUAGAGAAACCAAAAUAAAAAUAAUAAUUCUUAAAAAUUCUCCAAGAUCAUCAAAUAAUUCAUUAUACUAAUAGUUAAAUUAAUUUAGCUUGGGAACAUUGUUAAAAAUAAGAAUAUAAACAAGUUGUUGAAGAUUUAUUAACUAAUAAAGUUAGAAGCAUAUCAUUAAAACCUAAAAAGGUUUAGAAUAAACUUGAAAUUCUUAUUUAAACAUUUGAUAAAAUAGAUUAAUUAAGAUUGAUAAAUGGAAUUAAAACAUAAUAAACAGUUAGAAGAAUAUGUUAGGAUAAAGAAAUUUUAAAAUAAAUUUAAGAAUUAAGAAUGGAUGCAUAAAGAAAAUUAAAAACAUUCAUAAAUGAAAAAGCAUAAGAUAGAAAUUUUACAAAAAUAUUCCACGAAAAAAUAAUUGAUUUUUAAGAAGAAAGAAAUAAAUUAAAUGAAAUUAAAGGAAAGGAGGAAAGUUAAAGAGCAAAGGAAAGAUUGAUAAAUAGAUAGAAAAUUAAAUUAGAAAAAUUAAAUGAAUCUAUUGAAUUCGUAUUAAUGAACGAUGAUAAUAAAGAUAGAGCCUAAACAAUAUGUAACAAAUUACUUGAUAAUAAAAUUCCUUAUUACAAAUCCUAAUUGAGUGAUAAAUAGCAGAAAAGAAUAUAUAAUAUUAUGAAUACUAAGUUUGUAUCUUGA